AUGAUUGUGUAACAAUGAACUAGUCCGACCUUACUCGUCACUUCCCUGAGCAAGGCGGCUACCGUGCGUGUGGCGUCACUGCGCUUAUAUACGUACAGUUGUGACGCCACGAUCUCGCGAGAUGAGCCAAGGAGCUGGACGGUAACGGCGUUGCGGUACGUUCAAGCAGCGAUCCGGGACUGCGGACUGUGUUAAGAAAUAUCGGGACUGUCCCGCGAAGAGCGGGACUGUGGGGCGGUAUCUGAACGGGGUCAGCCGAUUAGCAGCUCUCACAUGUGAAUGCCGGGAGCCUAUAGUUGAACGUCCCAUCACAGCCGGUAGUGGCUCUCCCUGUGUCCUGCAGUGGCAGUCCUUACACAGACCUAAAGGACAGGGAAACAAAGUUGCAGUACAGAACGGUUCGAUGCAUCAGAAAGAUGCAGUAAACGAUGAUGACUUUGAGCCAUAUCUAAAUAGCCAAACGAAUCAGAGUAAUAGCUAUCCACCAAUGUCAGACCCAUACAUGCCUAGUUAUUAUGCUCCAUCCAUUGGAUUUCCUUACUCUCUCGGUGAAGCAGCAUGGUCAACAGCUGGUGACCCACCAAUGCCAUAUUUAUACGGACAGAUGAGCAAUGGGGAACACCACUACAUACCAGACGGAGUGUUUAGUCAGCCUGGUGCUUUAGGAAACACUCCUCCCUUCCUCAGCCAGCAUGGGUUUAAUUUUUUUCCUGGCAAUGCAGAUUUCUCAACGUGGGGGACAAGUGGAUCUCAGGGACAAUCAACACAAAGUUCUGCUUACAGUAGUAGCUACGGAUACCCACCUAGUUCUCUUGGUAGAGCCAUAGCUGAUGGACAAGCUGGAUUUGGGAGUGACGCUCUGAGCAAAGUGCCAGGCAUUAAUAGCAUUGAGCAGGGCAUGACAGGGCUGAAAAUUGGUGGUGACAUGACAGCUGCUGUAACAAAAACUGUAGGAUCAGCUUUGUCUAGUGCAGGGAUGACAAGCAUAGCAGCAAACAGUGUACCUCCAGUUAGCAGUUCAGCUCCUAAACCAACCUCUUGGGCUGCUAUUGCUCGGAAGCCAGCAAAGCCUCAACCUAAAUUAAAACCUAAAAAUAAUGUGGGUAUUGGUAGCUCUGCUGUUCCUCCACCGCCUAUAAAACACAACAUAAAUAUUGGAACUUGGGAUGAUAAAGGGGCUAUUGUAAAAACACCUCCCAUUCAAUCAGUUCUGCCUCCACAGCCUGUAAUUCAACAGCCUCAGCCAUUAACUCAACCUCUACCCAUGGUGCAAAACCAACUGCCUCAGCAGCAGCUACAGCAACAAGGACCUCAGCAGCCACCUCACCAGAUUCAGCAGCAGCUUCAAAACCGCUGGGUGGCACCUAGAAACAGGGGGGCGGGCUUCAAUCAGAACAAUGUAUCUGGCAAUGAGAAUUUUAGUUUAGGUGUUGUGCCUGUUAGCUCUUCGCCUUCUGGUGUUGAAGUACACCCAGUUCUGGAGAAACUGAAGGCCAUUAACAACUAUAAUCCCAAAGACUUUGACUGGAGUCUAAAAAAUGGACGUGUGUUUAUUAUCAAGAGCUACUCUGAGGACGAUAUUCACCGUUCUAUAAAGUACACAAUCUGGUGCAGCACUGAACAUGGCAAUAAACGUUUGGAUGCUGCUUACCGAUCCUUGAAUGGAAAAGGCCCACUUUAUUUACUCUUCAGUGUAAAUGGAAGUGGACAUUUUUGUGGUGUAGCUGAAAUGAAGUCUGUUGUGGACUAUAAUGCUUAUGCUGGAGUCUGGUCCCAGGACAAAUGGAAGGGAAAGUUUGAUGUCAAAUGGGUCUUUGUCAAAGACGUUCCUAAUAACCAAUUGCGGCAUAUUCGUUUGGAAAACAACGAUAACAAGCCUGUUACCAACUCAAGGGACACUCAAGAGGUACCCCUAGAAAAGGCCAAGCAAGUUCUUAAAAUAAUUGCUACAUUCAAGCAUACAACCUCUAUCUUUGAUGACUUUGCACAUUAUGAGAAGCGUCAAGAAGAGGAGGAAGCCAUGCGUAGGGAGAGGAAUAGAAACAAACAAUAAUCAUACAGCGAUAUCCUGCUAUAAUCACAACACUAAUGAUGUAGACUCUGGAAACGUAUACUAUGUUGAAGAAUACAUUUAAUGCUUUUUAUUUCUGCUUUGGUGAGAUCGUUGGACACUUUAACACAAAAUUGACUUUUUUUUCCCCCCUCCUCAUAAUGGUUUCAUCAUCUGCCCUGAUGCUCUCUCACCAAACACACUUGAGAACUUUAACUUUGUCAAGCACUUUCUGUCCUGAUGCUUUUACCAGUAUCUGCUGUCUUUUUUGUAAUCAUGCAUCCUAGCUAAAUCUCUGGAGACUCAUUGAAUGCAAGGUUCCAUUGUUUUAAAAUUGUUUAAAAUACUAAAAUCUUGUUAGAAAAGUUGUUGAUGUGCGAUUCACAAUGUUAAGUUUUUCUUUAUGCAUUUUAUGGUGUCCUAUUAGAUGUGGAAGAUUAAAAAAAAAAAAAAAAAAAAAGCGCAAAUCAUGUUAAAUUCCAGAGUAAACCUGAAUUGUCUGAAAUCAUUGUAAUAAUAAUAUGGCACACCAACUUAAUACUUUAGCUUCGCCAAAUUACUUUCAUGCUGUCGGCAAAUACUCAUUGACUGAUUUGUUUUGACUGUUUGGUGUAAGAGAAUAUUAAAAUGCAGUUUGUGGCCACCUCAAGUUUAAUGCACAUUUUUGUAUUACUGUAACUUUUUUGCUUUUCUGCCGAAAGCAGUCCUGAGUACUGACGUUUGGUAGCAAAGGGGGCAUAAUAGCACCUUUCUUUUGUACAAAUCAGUUUCACAAAUCUCAGUGUUAUUACCUCAGUCCAGAAGAGACUUUUAAUGACAUUUAUACCUGCGGAAACUUUUAAACUUAGGUCGGCAAGCUUUAGCAAGUGCUCCCAUAAAAUUCAGAAUUUUACAAUAAAAACCCGAUUCUUAAUAAUCUAGCAUUUA
Molecule: messenger RNA, 2977 nt
Organism: Xenopus tropicalis (tropical clawed frog)
Lineage: Eukaryota; Metazoa; Chordata; Amphibia; Anura; Pipidae
Gene: ythdf3
Product: YTH N6-methyladenosine RNA binding protein F3
Exons: 5
Coding region: 404-2053 (549 amino acids)
Biological process (GO): mRNA destabilization
Cellular component (GO): cytoplasmic stress granule; P-body
Molecular function (GO): mRNA binding; RNA binding; N6-methyladenosine-containing RNA reader activity
Source: RefSeq, a predicted model, not a curated record